Dermacentor silvarum is the source of this 6400-nucleotide messenger RNA. Its product is annotated as glycerophosphocholine choline phosphodiesterase ENPP6. The record is from RefSeq and is a predicted model, not a curated record. The coding region runs from base 80 to 1660 and encodes 526 amino acids. The transcript is spliced from 8 exons. Lineage: Eukaryota; Metazoa; Arthropoda; Arachnida; Ixodida; Ixodidae.
CGCCGGAGCGCCCAGGCAAGCUAGCGGGCGCACUUCUCCGCAGCCGGACAAGCGACGACGCGCGGAGCAGCGCACCAGCAUGGCGAGACGUCCCGCGUCGCGGCCGCUGCUAUCGAUCGCGCUGUGCCCGCUGCUCGCAACUCGUCGUCCCAAGGGGCAGGCCAUGCCCACCGCCCUGUGCUGCUGGUGGUGGAUCCUGUGGUGCCUGGCAAUGGCCGGCAUCGCCAGCGCGGCGACCGGCACCAUCGGCAACGGUCGUCGCCAACCUCGGAGUCCGUCGUCGUCGGACGAGGAGCAGCAGCCAACGGCGACGAGGCCCAAGCUGCUGGUGAUUCUGGUGCAGGGCGUCAGGGCCGACUACAUCGACCACGCGGUGCAUCCGGGAUUCGCGCGACUGGCCCAAGGAGGCAUCCGCGCCGAGUACGUGCUGCCAGUGUUCCCGUCCAGCCCGUACCCCAACGCGUACAGCAUCGCCACAGGCCUGUACCCGGAGUCCCAUGGCAUUGUGGCAGAUGCCAUGUACGACACCGAGAAGCGUGACCUGUUCCUAGGCGUGCAGAUGGCGGGCAGCUCGCUGCCGUGGUCCCACUGGUGGGAGCGCGCCGAGCCCAUCUGGCUACUGGCCGAGAGACGCAGGCUGCGAUCGGCCGUCUACUGGUGGCCGGGCUGCGAGGUUGCGUUGAACGAGACGCGACCGGCCAUCUGCAUGCCCCAGCGUUCCGUGCCGGGCUGGCGCUCCCUGGACCACGACUUCCGGAACAAGCUGGACGAGGUGCUCGAAGUUUUCGACACCGACGAGCUCAGCCUGGCCAUGCUCCAGUACGGCGCAGUCGCGUACUUCGGUCGGCACCGUGGUCCAGAGAGCAAGGAGCGGCACAAAGCGCUAGCAGAAUUCGACCACCAUUUGAACUAUCUCAUCGAUCAGUUGGAAGCUCUGAACCUUACCGAAAAGGUGACGCUGAUGAUUGUAUCGGACCACGGUAUCGCCAACACCGGUCCCGAGUCCACCACCGACAUCAUGCUGGACAAAUACUCGCCUUACAUCAAGUACAUGCUGAACUUCGGAUCUCAUUCCAUGGUGCUUCCGAGGAAAGACAUGUUCCGGCCGCUGCACCGUGCCCUGAUCGAUGCUCGCGUAGAAGGCCUGCAGGUCUACACUAAGGACGAGAUUCCAGCCAGAUACCACAUCAAGCACAGCCCGAGGGUGCUGCCCAUGUUCCUGAUGACCACGCCGAAGUACUUCAUUUUGCCGCUCAGCGAUAGCACCAAGACAAAAGUGAACCACAAGAAGCGCUUCUUUGGCUACCACGGAUACGACCCCGAACUUCCCGAGAUGAGGACCAUUUUCUACGCUCAGGGUCCAGGUAUCAAGCGGGACUACGUGAUCAAACCCUUGGUCAACGUGGACCACUACAACUUCAUGUGCCAUGCGCUCGGCCUCGAACCUAAGCCCAACAACGGUUCCUGGGCGCGCAUGGACGAAGGACUCGUCGAGUCCGAGGUUGACUUCCCACGCUACGGCAGCUCCAAGUACAACAACGCCGCGUCAUCACCCACUCUGGGCAGGCACCAGUGGCUCUCCUGGUCAGCACACUUGGAACACCUGUCUCUGGCUGUCGCAGCCGUGUCAGCACAGCUUCGCGCGCGGCACGCCCUCUGAAACACGUGCGAUGCUGACGUCUACAAGCGGUUGUGUGUGCCAAAGAAAGACUGUUCGCUUAGUAACCGCAGCGACGCUGAGGCGGAACGGGCCCGCUGGCGUCCUGAUAGCGUGAAGUCUAUUGUGCAGUCUGUGAAGUCAGCUGAAACUGGAUAACGACUACGUAUAGGCAGCGCUGUUAUUGCUGGAAUCAGAGUCACCGGGCCGGUAACGACAAAGAACGCUCUGCAGAACAGGUCGUAACGGCACCGGCUACGGAAACUGGCCCACUUUACCUAUUCGGCGACACCCUGAUGGACGAGGCAAGGUCAUAUGCCAGGUGUUUCUGCGAAGAAUAUAAGUAAUUUUUUAAAUUAUCUGUGGCAGAUAUAACAACUCUAGUCCUCGAGCUGGUUUGCUCGAAUAGGUGGGCAUUACUCGCACGAGAAAUUGAAAUGCAUAAUCGGCUAAUUAAAAAAAUUUGCCAACCAAGCUUUAACUAAUUACCCGAUGGUACCUAUUACAAUUUAGAAAUUGUUGCCAGGGAGACUUGAAUAUAAUUGUGUGGAUGACACCAUUUUAGAGAUAUGCGCCAUCAAACGUGCGGUAAAAGUGCACUGUCGUUCCGCCUAAUUUCCUAAGAAAACACUGUUUUAUACAUUGUAGCACGAAAGUAACUGCACCGCCAUUGUAUUUCUUCGCAAAGUUCGGAAAUUAUUAUUCCGAAAGUGGUGGUCCUCCUGAGAAUUAGUUCCAAGAGAAUCCGCCUUGCGAUUCGUAUAUUGUAUAUUUGCAAUGUUCGCCAUACGGUAAUUACUUUAAAAACUUAAUUAGUGACUUUUAAUCAAUUAGUCGAUGGUGCAUUUUGAAUUUGUGGUGCUAAUAAUGUCCGCCUACGGAAGCACUACACGCGGGAGGAUUAGAAUCGAGCUAUCUGCCCCACGUAAUAUUUGAAGAUGCUUCAAAUCUUCGCAGAAACCCCCGGUAUAUGCCGCCGUCGCACUCAGUAACUAGCGCCUUGCGCAGUUGUUGAUUCAACUUCUGUUUUGUGGGUGUCGUCCUCAUUGACGUUUAGUCGUUGCGCUGUCACUCCAGCUAUCUCUUCCAGCAUUGCGGUCAGUCUCACCACUGUAAAGCGAAAAAUGAAGUCGCAAAUGAAGUAGCUAUGCGAAGCUUGUCCUUCGCGAUUCGAACGUUACAGAGAGCUCCCCGAGGUGGAGCACUGGGCUUGUUGGAGCUAUACAGAAUCAAUUUGUAGCUGCGCUCAGGAAAAUAAAAUUCAGUUGUAAGUUCAGCGCUUUCUGACUACUUUUAUGUCAUCUAAUGCGCUUGGAAACAUCGGUUAUAUAGAGAGGCUUACUAUAUAAGAAAAGUUUUCUUGAAAGGAUCCCAAGAUCCUACGCAAAUUUUUGGUCUUGCCUUUUACAAGUGACCCUGGUUGGCUUAACCUGUGCACCCACAAGCUUUAUAAUCCUUGGGAUUAUAAAGCUUGCGGGUGGAGAGAUGCGGAGAUAAAGCUGGAGAGAUGCGUGCAUUGUACGUUUGAUUAACAAAUAAAUUAUACAACGCUUUGACAUGAGCGACCUAGCCCUAGGCAUUUUUCUUCUGUUAGAUUUUCCCGGUUUGACCAGAAAGCACCUUUUUACGAGGACUAAGAGUCCAGAAUCCUAUUCGCGUGCCCACUUUUCCUUUUCAUGUUUGUUAUUUUCUUACUUUCGUCAUUCCGUUUGUUAUCUUUCUUGUACACAAUCUAAUGUAAGAUAAAGUGGUUGCAGUACCACGGCUUACGUCUGAACACAGCCGAAAGGAGGGAUUUGUUUUCUUUUCGCAGCAGAUUUCGAAAAGCGAAACGCAGAUUACUUACACUUGCGGUAACGAAGAAUUCAUCCGUAUCCGGAACGUUCACAGAUAAACGCAUUCUUUCUUUUUCAAUUCCUCAUUAGAAUACAUUAACAUCUCAACAAUUGGUACUGAAGGUACCAAUUUUUGCUUAAGGGUUGUGAAGCGAGUUUAGAAUGUUCAUUAGCCCACUAGCACUUAAUUUUCUAAUCAUUUCGCAAUAUGGCAAUACCAACCACAGUUCAUCAAACUGGUUUGCAAGUUAUAUUUAUCGCGCACCUCCCACCCUCAAACCCUGCACCCUACGCUGUCUUCAUGCUGAGGCUGAGCGUGAUGACCUCACGACUAACAGGCUAUUGUGAGCAGAAGCACUGAAACUAUUCCGUACAAUCACAAUUUUAGAAAUCGUGGCUUCGAAAUAUCUAAUCACUUGGAUCUCUUGGACGACAGGAUAAGACGCAUUCAACGUACGCCGGCGUUAGGCGUUGCCUACGAGUUGUUGUUUCCCACACCAUUCCUUGGACACUUCGAAGCAGCUAGGAUAGAAACUAGCAACUAAGUGCUUUUUUUCGUAAAGCUCCUUUAAGAAAUAAAGCACACAUCUUCCCUCAGUGCAAAACAACAAGAGAAAGAAAAAGAACUUAGCGUUGCAGUUUAUAUCGCAGACAUCGAAUGUAUUUGUUAAUAACGAAUGGAAACAACUUCGAAAGUUACGCAACAGUGAAUAGUUCUCUGACCGUUCAUUUUCCCCCUUAUUCAUAUGUUAAACAUACACGCAAGUAUGUUACACAAUUGAAGGGCAUUGCCAGAGCUUCAUAGCAUCAUUGCAUUGCAUGCAAGUGUGUAUGUCAUGCAGCGUUACUCAAGCAAGUUGCACGGUUCCUGCAUCGUAUGUGUGAAGGCAUUUGUCAGGUUGAGUGGAAUGUUGAAAUACCAGUGUUUAGUGACGUGUAACUUGGGGUUGUUUUCUUUAACCCUCUGAGAAACACUUGAUGCAAAUUGUCUCCGUUAUGUUCGAGAUGCUGCAUUGUUAACAGAUGACCACCAGGGACGCCUUUCUAAUUAAUAUUUAUGCAGCCUGGAGCAAAAGAAACCAAGUAGUUGUCUAGAUAAAGUCCUCGUUGUACCAAAUUUUUAAUUAGGCACACCGAGCACUCCCGAUAAGUUAUGAGCUUCCUGAUAAUUUGAGCGAUAACAUACUUUCAAAGAGUAAGCAGAGAACGCACUCUGAGUGCAGACGGUUGAACUCAAUUGUACUUCCGCUGUUAAAUGGGACACUAAAGAGAGAAAUAAGUUCAGCUGUGUUAGUAAAUUACUCUUCAACAAUACCAAAAGGCCUUGGUAAGCUCUAAAAGGCUAAACAUGAACGACGAGUGGCAACGCCGCCUUGGAGUUAUCCCACCAGCCCGCCAUGACGUCAUGGAUAUUUAACAGCGCUUGCUGGUGCCAAGGUAAUUGUUUAUCGGCAAAGAGGGAAUACAUUAUAUUCCGAACGAGCGAAAGAUUAAACUGAGCAAGUUUCGAGAACUUUUUUUUUUUGUGCCACCACACCCCAAAUACAAAAGAGCACUUUUUGACGUCAACCUGACGCACAGGCGCUGUAGUUUCGCCGGGAAAUAAAAAAAAAUGAAGGUUUGACCUUGAGUUUUUCUUCUACUAAUCGACCCCUUACUGCAACAUAACGGAAACAAAGUUCUGAAAGCAUACUUCAUCAGUUUAAACUCAUCCAGUGUUCCCCUUAUAGUCCCCUUAAUGGCACUAGAGCUGGUUUGACUGACAUACUUUGCUUAGUGUUCCACUGCAACACAGAGUACUAUAGUCUAAACUCUGAGCGUUACUUCAGCUGACUCGUAAGGCAGCGUGGCAGCGGGCUUCGUAAGCUUCACGAACGUCAGUGCUAUUUGUGCCUAAGCGGAGAGCAUCUAGCUGGACGCUUCCUGUGGUUUUAAUUUGACGUAACGGUCUCUGCAGCACAGUGCUUCUUGCGUUUAGGCAUGAACAUGAACAACCGCUAAGUGCAUUAUGUUUUCACUGCCUCUUUGUAUUAGCUCAUUCACAAAACAAAAGAGGAGCUACUAGCGCAGUUCUUCCAAUAAAACGUAGCCUUUUAGCGCAGUAGUGUGCUUUCUAUCGAAAUACUGCAUUAGGAAUAACCAAUGCCCGCAUACAAGCGCGUUCAUGUGUCUGAAAGGUCUUGAUGCACUGUAUACAUCUGGACGUUGUUGUAUCUCACAUGCCUCGUCUGUCACUUGUCCACAGUUUUCUCAUCCAAGAUGUGCGCACUGUUGACGUUGUUUCAAUACCGAACUCAUUUUUCCUUCCUGUGAUUGUCGAUGCCCCGUUGACAACUAAUGUUGAUCGUUGCCCCUGUGCGUCCAAGUAGUUACCCUUUGUGCAAUACUAUUUCGAGCCAGUUGAUGCUCUUGUACACAGACCGUUCACGUGCGCGGCUCUGUUGGCAGCCACUUACAUAUAUGUACAUCCAGGUUAGUGAGCUUUCUCGCCAGUGAAAUCAGACGGCGCGCAUUUAACAAGGUGGCAGUCACGUUUCUGAUUUCGCAGAGCAGUUCUAACACACAGUAACUACUAGUAUCGCCAUAGAUUAAGUGGCGUAAAGGAAAUAUUUUAUUUUGCAUCAAAUUUACAGAGAGACAAUCGAACAGGUCCAUAUGAUGAAGUAUAUUUCAAUGCUGUAACAGACUCGCAAUCGCUGCUAAAAUGUGCUCCUAUUGUAAUCGAUGCCGGAAACGCGUGUUCGGUGCUGUUAGCGGCACAGAAUUGUAUUAUGUUUUAGUAGUGAUCAUUAUGUUAGCCUGCCUCACGACAUAUGCGAAAAUUGCUUAAAGUAUUUUCUCAUUAACUCUAUGAACUUCGGAGCACGGUGUUAUGUGAUCUUUACAAAUAAAGAAGAAGUUGCUGAAA